This is a messenger RNA of Morus notabilis, 6135 nucleotides long. Its product is annotated as rRNA biogenesis protein RRP5. The record is from RefSeq and is a predicted model, not a curated record. Gene Ontology annotation, molecular function: protein binding; RNA binding. Gene Ontology annotation, cellular component: nucleus; nucleolus; small-subunit processome. Gene Ontology annotation, biological process: rRNA processing. The coding region runs from base 197 to 5947 and encodes 1916 amino acids. NCBI's taxonomy places the organism in Eukaryota, Viridiplantae, Streptophyta, Magnoliopsida, Rosales, Moraceae. The transcript has 39 exons.
AAAACUUGCAGACGUUCCACCGCCGGCGAACGUUGCGACCACCAACCGCCAAUAACUCAAUCAAGGUGAUUGCCGUAAACAAAGAAGACAAUAUAUACAAUAUAUACAUAUAUAUUCUCUUUACACUUUUAGGGCUUCCAUAUCCUUUUCUCUUUUUUCUUUUUUCGCAUUUUCCGGGAAAAUUUUCGUAGAGAAAAUGGCUGCGACUUCGAAGAAAUCUCAGAAGAAGAAUCCCAAGGAAGCGCCGAAGUUCAAUAAAUCUUCCAAGAAUCCGUUCAAGGCGAAGAAGAAGAACGAGCAAAACGACGCCGCAAAGUCCGAGGCCGUUGCUCUGCAGCUAGAAGACGAAGAACCUGCCUUUCCUAGAGGUGGAGGAAGUUCGCUGAGUCGGAGAGAGCGUGACGAAGUUCGCGCCGAAGUGGACGCGGAGUUCGAAGCGGAGGAGCGGGGGUUGAGGAAGAAGAAGAGGAAGAGUUUGAAGAAUAGGAAUCAGACGGAGGAUGAUGAUUUGGGAUCGCUUUUUGGUGGUGGAAUUACUGGAAAAUUGCCUAGAUAUGCAAACAAGAUCACUUUAAAGAAUAUUUCUCCUGGAAUAAAACUUUGGGGAGUUGUUGCUGAAGUAAACAAGAAAGACCUUGUAAUUAGUUUGCCAGGGGGCUUACGUGGGUUAGUUCGAGCUGCUGAUGCCGUGGAUCCUGGUUUGGAUAAUGAAGUUGAGAGCAUAGCCAAUAAUGUGCUGUCAAGUAUCUUCCAUGUUGGACAGUUGGUAGCUUGUGUUGUUUUAAACUUGGAUAAUGAUAACAGAGAGAGCGGGAAACGAAAGAUUUGGCUUUCUCUACGGCUUUCUUUGUUGUACAAGGGCCUCACCUUAGAUUCUAUUCAAGAAGGAACGGUCCUUACUGCAUACGUGAAAAGUAAUGAAGAUCAUGGCUAUAUUCUUCAUUUUGGUUUGCCUUCUUUCACAGGGUUCUUGCCUAAAAAUAGUCAAAGUGAUAUCAAGAUAAACACAGGAGAACUUCUACAGGGCAUUGUCAAAAGCAUUGAUAGAACCCGUAAAGUUGUUUAUAUGAGUUCUGAGCCGGAUACAGUGUCAAAACAUGUGACCAAAGAUGUUAAAGGUAUUUCAUUUGAUCUUCUCAUUCCGGGCAUGAUGGUUGAUGCUCGUGUACAGUCAACCCUUGAAAAUGGUGUUAUGUUAUCAUUUUUGACAUAUUUUACUGGAACUGUUGAUAUGUUUCAUUUACAAAAUAGUUUCCCUGCAACAAGUUGGCGGGAUGAUUACAAUAAAAAUAAGAAGGUUAAUGCUCGAAUACUAUUCAUUGAUCCUUCAUCUAGGGCCAUUGGUUUGACUCUGAAUCCACAUCUCGUUUGUAACAAGUCUCCUCCUUCUCAUGUUAAAAUUGGAGAUAUAUAUGAAAACUCAAAAGUGAUCCGGGUUGACAGAGGAUUGGGUCUUCUUCUUGAAAUACCCUCAAUGCCGGUGUCCACUCCGGCUUAUGUUAGUGUAUCCGAUGUGGCUGAAGGUGAAGUUCGUAAGCUUGAAAAGAAGUUCAAGGAAGGUAGUUGUAUCCGUGUUCGGAUUCUUGGGUUGAGGAACUUGGAAGGAGUUGCUACUGGAACUUUGAAGGCAAAUGCUUUUGAAGGGUCUGUAUUCACUCACUCAGAUAUCACCCCUGGGAUGAUUGCGAGGGCUAAAGUUAUAGCUGUUGAUUCCUUUGGUGCAAUUGUGCAAUUUCCUGGCGGGGUAAAGGCACAAUGCCCACUUCGUCAUAUGUCUGAAUUGGAAAUUCCAAAGGCCGGAAAAAAAUUUAAGGUUGGAGCUGAAUUGGUGUUUCGUGUACUUGGUGGGAAGUCUAAGAUGAUAACUGUUACGCACAAGAAAACACUGGUCAAAUCUAAACUUCCCAUCAUUAGUUCCUACACUGAUGCAACUGAUGGGUUAAUAACACAUGGGUGGAUAACAAAGAUAGAAAAGCAUGGAUGCUUCGUCCGGUUUUACAAUGGUGUCCAGGGUUUUGCUCCAAGAUCUGAACUUGAACUAGAAGCAGGAUGUGACGAUGAUCCAAUUCCAAGUUCGAUAUAUCAUGUUGGACAAGUCAUCAAAUGUAGGAUAGUUAGUUCUGUUCCUGGAUCAAGGCGCAUCAACCUUAGUUUCAUAAUAAAGCCUCGAAGGGUUUUGGAGGAUGAUGUUAUCAACUUGGGUGGUGUUGUUUCCGGAGUUGUUGACCGAAUAACGCCAAAAGGUGUAGUAGUUUAUGUUAAUGGAAAAAAGUACUUGAAAGGUACAAUUACGACUGAGCAUUUGGCAGAUCACCAAGGCCAAGCUGCCCUGUUGAAGUCAGUCCUGAAACCUGGAUAUGAAUUUGAUCAGUUGCUGGUGCUGGAUAUUGAAAGCAACAAUUUCAUAUUCUCCGCAAAAUAUUCGCUGAUCAAGUCUGCUCAGCAACUUCCAUCAGAGCUCAGUCAGAUAAGCCCAAACUCAGUUGUCCAUGGUUACAUUUGUAACAUAAUUGAAACUGGCUGCUUUGUUCGCUUUCUUGGGCAUUUAACUGGUUUCUCUCCCAGAAGCAAGGCAAUGGAUGACUACAAAAUUGAUCUCUCAGAAGCCUUUUAUGUUGGACAAUCCGUGCGCAGCAAUAUACUCGAUGUUAAUAAUGAAAAGGCUAGAAUAACACUUUCAUUGAAGCAGUCAUCUUGCUCUUCAACAGAUGCAUCCUUAAUGCAAGAUUACUUUCUUUUAGAGGAAAAGAUAGCUAAGCUGCAAUCACUGGAUUCCUGUGAAUCCGAGUUAAAUUGGACCAAAGGAUUUAAUCUUGGCCGUGUUGUUGAGGGGAGAAUACAAGAAACAAAGGAUGUUGGAGUUGUUGUCAGCUUUGACAAGUAUAAUGAUGUCUUGGGUUUUAUUACACACAAUCAGUUAGCUGGUACCACCGUAGAGACAGGUUCUGUCAUUCAAGCUGUGGUUCUGGAUGUCUCCAUAACAGAGCAUUUGGUUGACUUGUCUUUGAAAACAGAGCUCAUUGGUAAAUUCAAAGAAAGUUCUCGCAGCCAAAAUGACAAGAAGAAGCGCAAGAAAGAAGCAUCCAAGAACUUGGAGUUACAUCAGACAGUUAAUGCUGUUGUCGAAAUGGUCAAGGAGAAUUACCUGGUUCUCUCAAUACACGAGUGUAACUAUGCCUUAGGAUAUGCAUCAAAAUUCGACUAUAACAGUCAGAUGUCUCCACAGAAGCAAUUUUUGAAUGGACAAAGUGUCAUGGCCACUGUUAUGGCUCUUCCGAGCCCUUCAACAAUGGGAAGGCUGCUUUUGCUUCUUAAUUCGAUAGGUGAACCAGGGACAUCCAGUUCAAAAAGGGCAAAAAAGAAGUCUAGCUACACACUGGGAUCUCUGGUUCAGGCGGAGAUUACUGAAAUCAGGCCUCUUGAACUAAGGUUGAAAUUUGGGGUCGGUUUCCAUGGGCGGCUUCAUAUAACAGAGGUAUACGAUGACAACGUUUUGGAAAAUCCAUUCAGUAACUUCAGAGUUGGGCAAACGGUGACUGCAAAAAUUGUUGGAAAGAUUAAUCAUUCAGAUAGCAAACAAAAGAGCUACCAAUUUGAUCUUUCGGUGAAACCUUCUGUUCUCACAGGUUCUUCCGAAAUAGAGGAUGAGCUCGCAACUGAAGAGCUUGAUUUCUCAACUGGGCAACGUGUCAGUGGCUAUGUAUAUAAAGUGGACAGUGAGUGGGUGUGGUUAACUAUAUCUCGACAUGUGAGGGCUCAACUAUUCAUUCUUGACAGUUCAUGUGAUCCUGCUGAACAUACUGAAUUUCAGAAGCGUUUUCAUGUGGGAAAAGUCAUAACUGGUUAUAUAUUGACUGUUAACAAGGAUAAAAAACUGUUGCGCCUUGUUCUACGACCUGUUCUUUCUGUCUCUCAUAAAGUUUCAGAUGGUGAAGUUCUCAUUCCAAGUGAGAAUGUUACUGCUCAUAUUUGUGAAGGAUGCAUUUUGGGUGGAAGAAUAUCUAAAAUACUUCUCGGUGUUGGUGGAUUAACCGUGCAAAUUGGUCCUCACACAUAUGGAAGGGUUCAUUUUGCUGAGCUUACUGACUCUUGGGUGUCUGACCCAUUAUCUGGAUACCAUGAAGGGCAAUUUGUCAAAUGCAAGGUCCUUAAGGUUAUCCAAUCUGUCAAAGGGAAAUUUCAGAUUGAUUUGUCAUUACGUUCUUCAAGGGUAGGCAUGAUUUCUCAAGAUGCUAAGGAAGCACGCAAAAAGGAACCUCAGACCAAAUUUGUGGAAACGAUUGAGGAUCUUCAUCCUGAUAUGGCAGUGCAGGGUUAUGUUAAAAAUGUUACUCCAAAAGGUUGUUUCAUUGUUCUGUCUCGGAAGGUUGAUGCAAAAAUUCUUCUUUCAAAUUUAUCUGAUGGAUAUGUUAUAAAUCCUGAAAAAGAAUUUCCCAUUGGCAAACUUGUAACUGGCAGGGUUUUAUCCGUCGAACCUUUGUCAAAGCGAGUUCAAGUUACUUUAAAGACCUUGGGAGCAAGCAAAAAAUCUGAGACUAGCAAUUUGAGUAGUUUGCAUGUUGGGGAUUUUAUCUCCGGAAGGAUUAAGCGCGUGGAGUCAUUUGGUUUAUUCAUCACUAUAAACGACACAAACUUGGUUGGAUUGUGCCACAAAUCAGAGCUUUCAGAUGAUCAAAUUGAUAACAUUGAAGCUAAAUACAGAGCAGGAGAAAGAGUGAGAGCAAAAAUAUUAAAGGUCGAUCCACAAAGAAAUCGAAUAUCUCUAGGAAUGAAAGAUUCCUAUCUUUUGGAUGAUAAUGACACAGAAGAAAAUUCAGACCAAGAGGCUGAUGCAAGCAAUGGUUUCGUGAAUGACACUAAGUUGAUAUCAUUGCCUGAUAAUGAUAUGGAUGUUGAAUGUGCAAAUUUGGAAAUCCCCAUUCUUGCACAAGCAGAAUCCAGGGCUUCUGUUCCUCCACUUGAAGUCACACUUGAUGAUGUGUAUCAGGAAGAUGUCAAUAAUGUAGUUAGUCGAAAUGAAGAGCCUAUCGAUGAGGCAACCACCCUAGAUGAAAAGACCAAGAGGCGAGGAAAGAAGAAAGCAAAGGAAGAGAGAGAGAGAGAGAUAAGAGCUGCUGAGGAAAGACUACUGGAGAAAGAUAUACCAAGAACUACUGAGGAGUUUGAGAAACUAGUUAGGGGUUCUCCAAAUAGCAGCUUUGUCUGGAUAAAGUACAUGGACUUUGCGAUUUCUAUGGCUGAUGUCGAGAAGGCCCGCUCCAUUGCAGAAAGGGCAUUGCAAACAAUAAACAUCCGAGAAGAGAACGAGAAGCUCAAUAUUUGGGUGGCUUAUUUUAAUUUGGAAAACAAAUAUGGAAAUCCUCCGGAGGAGGCAGUCCAGAAAAUAUUUCAAAGGGCAUUGCAAUACAAUGAUCCCAAAAAAGUUCAUCUAGCACUCCUGGGAAUGUAUGAAAGAACUGAGCAACAUAGGCUGGCUGAUGAGCUUGUUGAGAGAAUGACCAAAAAGUUCAAGCAGUCAUGCAAGGUUUGGUUGAGACGGACACAGAGGGUCUUGAACCAACAGCAGGAUGGGGUUCAGCCUAUCGUCAAUCGUGCCUUGUUAAGCCUUCCCAAACAUAAGCACAUUAAGUUCAUAUCACAAACAGCUAUUCUCGAGUUCAAAUGUGGGGUUGCUCAUAUGGGACGAUCUAUGUUUGAAGGAAUCUUGAAAGAGUACCCAAAGAGAACGGACUUAUGGAGCAUCUAUCUUGAUCAAGAAAUUCGACUUGGAGAUGUAGACGUGAUUCGUGCACUAUUUGAGAGGGCAACUUGUUUGAGCCUCCCGGCUAAAAAGAUGAAAUUUUUGUUCAAGAAGUAUCUGGAAUACGAGAAGUCUCUCGGCGACGAAGAGCGGAUUGAGUACGUGAAAAAGAAGGCAAUGGAUUAUGUUGAAAGUACACUAGCUUGACACUCAUGAGUCUAAUCUUUUGAAAUUUUGACACCUAAAGUUUUAUUUAUUUCUUAAGGCGUUAGUUAUUCUUGAGAAUUAGGAAGGAAAAAUGAGUAUUUAUUUCUAUGAACCUACUUUUUGUUGUUGUAUUUUACUUCCCUAUGUAUUUGCGCAGCUUAAAAGGUUCAUUAUUUAUAUGGUUGAAA